Molecule: messenger RNA, 1205 nt
Organism: Paramecium tetraurelia
Lineage: Eukaryota; Ciliophora; Oligohymenophorea; Peniculida; Parameciidae
Exons: 6
Cellular component (GO): cytosol
Source: RefSeq, a predicted model, not a curated record
AUGGGAAGCAAUUGUGCAACCUGUUAAAAUUGUUAGAAAAAGGAGGAGAUUCUUAUCAGCGAAGUUUAACAAUAAUCGAACCCGCAAAUGAAUUAAUACUCUUAAUAACCGAAUGAGGAGGAGGAAGAGGAUCAUCUCGAGGAAAAGAACCAUGAAGGUUCCAGCUAGGUCGUAUAGCAAUAUUUAAAUUUGGAUACUCCUUAAAAGAAUGAUGCUGUUGUAUAUGCGGAACCGACGAGGGCCUAACAAGUGGAAACUCCAUAAGUUCAAGUGAUUAUGACAAAUGAGUCAAAUGCAGAUAGCAAGAAGAGAAAGAACGAGAUGAUGUUACGAAAUAUGGAGGAUCUGAAUGAUACAUAAGUUAAUAAGUCUGAAAGCACAGUCAGAGAGAAGAGGCCUCGUUAUUAAUUCAAAAGUGGAGCAUAUUACGAGGGAGAAUGGGUUGGUUAGAAUAGAGAUGGAUAUGGAGUUCAAAUUUGGAAUGAUGGAGCAAAGUAUGUGGGACAGUGGAAGAACAAUAGAGCCAACGGAGUAGGGAAGUUUUGGCACAUAGAUGGAGAUUAUUAUGAAGGAGAUUGGAAAGACGAUAAAGCAUGUGGGAAGGGUGUUUAUAUUCAUAUGAAUGGAGCAUAGUAUGAAGGAGAUUGGAUGGAUGAUUUAUAACAUGGGUUUGGAGUUGAAACUUGGACUGAUCAAGCGAGAUUCGAAGGAUUAUAUUAAAAUGGUAAGAAAGAAGGAUUUGGGAAGUAUUAUUGGGGAGAUGGAUCAAUAUAUAUUGGCAAUUGGAGUGAAAAUAAGUUGAGUGGCUAUGGAGUGUAUACAUGGCCUGAUGGGAGGAGAUACGAAGGGUAAUGGAAUAAUAAUUAGAUGAAUGGACGAGGGAUCUACUAUUGGAAGGAUGGAAGGAAGUAUGAGGGACAAUAUAUAAAUGAUAAGAAACAUGGCUAUGGCAUUUACACAUGGCCAGAUGGAAGGAAAUACGAAGGAUAUUGGUCAAAUGGCAAAUAAUAAGGAAAAGGUAGAUACAUUCUAUCAAAUGGAAAGAGUUAGUUAGGGAUGUGGGAUAAUGGGAAGAGGAUAAAAUGGUUGGAUUCCAUCGAACAGAGCAUUGAUUUGAAACCUAAAGAUUGGAAUUCUUAUGUGUAACCGUCUUUGGGAGAGACAUAAUUAUGAUUAUUUUACUAAUUAAGAAAUAUGUGUUAAAA